Molecule: messenger RNA, 693 nt
Organism: Olea europaea var. sylvestris
Lineage: Eukaryota; Viridiplantae; Streptophyta; Magnoliopsida; Lamiales; Oleaceae
Exons: 3
Coding region: 252-434 (60 amino acids)
Biological process (GO): mitochondrial respiratory chain complex III assembly
Cellular component (GO): mitochondrion
Source: RefSeq, a predicted model, not a curated record
CAUUUUUUCGUAAAAAUGGGGCCGAAACACCCUCUAUGAAUAAUGUCUAGGCAAAGACGGAAAUAAACGAUCGGCGCGCCCCUAUCCUUCGCCACAACAACGCACUUCCGCUUCCACCCACCUGCCCACCGAAGCGAUAGCAGAAAUACCAAUUCCACACAAGGGGCCUACUGAACAAUUUGCCUGUAGCUAAAGGGGAAAGAAGGUGAAUACAAAGGGCUGGCUAGGGAGACGCAGAAAGAUAGAGAGAGAUGAAUAAGAAAUUUGGAGGGAAGCAACCCACGGGAACUCCAUCGUUGGCAUGGUCGUGUGUCGUUGUUGUUGUGUCGCUUCUCACUGGCGCUUCUGUUGUGCAUAAUAUAUACAAGCCUGAUUUGACACUGCCUCCUGGAAGCACCCAUGGGGCUGAGCCGGAAGAAGUAGAGAAGAUAUGAAUUUCAAAAUUCAUAUUUGAUAUAUGAGCACGAUGAAACUAAAAGUGUAAUGCGUUUUAUAUUUCAUUUUGCAUUACUUGUGAUGCUAGAAUCCUUUGUUUCCGAGCAAAAGGAAAUGAUUUUAUUAUUAAAAAAUCAGAAUGGGCAUUCCCUUGCAUCAGUAUAAUUACAUGACUGUUAAAGCAUGACACCAAGUUUUGGUCGCAGACUGAAGCAACCAUAAGUUGCCAAUUUUGCUUAGUAUUUCUGUUUCACACUA